CACGUCUAUUUUGACAACGAAAUCGCGUGUGACUGUGACAAACCAUUUCUCCUACUCGGGUCGAUUGCAAGCCACGCUUCGCUUCCGAUCGACGCAUCAUACAGAAUGAGAACAAGUGGAUGACAUCAGAUGGUUGGUCUAUAUGCAUCAACCAUCGUCCGCCCGGGACUCAUCAUCUCAUGGAAGGAGCCGGAGGCACCAAGCUCAGCCACCACCAUUACGAUAGCAGACCAGCAGCACCGCCGGACGGCGAUGUCUGCUCCAGUUUGCUCUGCAGCCUUCUCAACAAAUCUGCCUUGCUCUACCUCAGCAUCAACGUCAUCGUCUCCGCUUACCAUUCGCGCAGCACCCCAUCGACGCUAACCUUCAUCCUUUUCUCUUACUUCGACCUGCUGUCUCUCUUCUUCUGCCUCAGGCGGUUCGAGAGGCUUGGUCCGGGCAGCUCGCCGGAAAAGAAAGCGAGGAUGAAGGCGGCUAUUUGGCUGCUGGCCACGGCGCUCAACCUCGCUUUUGCUUGGAGAGUCUCCGGGACCGUGCCAUGGCAAUUAGCAGCUGCCGUAUGGGCCUUAUCAGGAUGCGUUGCUAUUGGCGGAUUCUAUGGCUUCUUCCUGUACAAAGAGCAUGCUUAGUAUUGGCCUCUUGAAGUAUAAAUUAAAUGCAAACCAUAUAUGUGCUCGGAUAAUGAUCGAUCCAUAUUAUGGUGCUUCUUUUGCUACGUUCUUGUGAACGAUCAUGUUGGUCUUUCUACAUAAAUUGACAAUGAAUAUGUGAUUA
This is a messenger RNA of Musa acuminata subsp. malaccensis (wild Malaysian banana), 774 nucleotides long. Lineage: Eukaryota; Viridiplantae; Streptophyta; Magnoliopsida; Zingiberales; Musaceae. The record is from RefSeq and is a predicted model, not a curated record.